Messenger RNA from Cyprinodon variegatus (sheepshead minnow), 2240 nucleotides. RefSeq names its product angiopoietin like 1 (gene angptl1a). The record is from RefSeq and is a predicted model, not a curated record. Lineage: Eukaryota; Metazoa; Chordata; Actinopteri; Cyprinodontiformes; Cyprinodontidae. Gene Ontology annotation, biological process: cell surface receptor protein tyrosine kinase signaling pathway. The transcript is spliced from 6 exons. Bases 372 to 1826 code for a protein of 484 amino acids.
CAUCAGCGGUUGGACCUCAGUCUGCAGAAGAGGCUGGCUUUUGAACCAUGCCCCAGCCUGAGCCCCGGGGCAGAGAGGCGCACCUUUAAGGAAGCAGGGCCCUGAGCUUCAGCCUGGUGCCCCGCUGCUACGUACGGGACAGAGGGAGGGAGGGGGGAGCAGCUCAGACCCCUGGGACAAAGACGGACGGAGACACGAAGAGGGAUGAUUCCUGAGCGGCUCGACUCCAUGAAACCUCAACACAACAGGCGCAUUAAACCAUAACCGGACCGAACCAGCACCGACCCACCACUGCUGUCAACGCAGAGAGGCCUGGAGGGAGCCCAGUAGCUGCCCAUCAAUCCAUCUAUCCAGCCAGCCAGCCGGCAGCGAUGCAGGGGCUGAUCUGGAGCCUGUGUGCCUUGCUCUGCCUCUCUCUGUGGGAGGAAAUUUACUGCAGGAGCUCAAGGGAGGUGAGGGGAACCAGAGAGCUCUCCCUCCAGAGGAGUAAGAGGGCUGCUCAUGAUCCGGAGAAGAAGUGCUCCUAUACUUUCCUGGUUCCGGAGCAGAGAAUCACAGGUCCAAUCUGUGCCAGCACCACGGGCCCCGAGCCGGACAAAGACAGAGUGACCCGUAUGGACAUCUCAGAUGUCCGGGAGGUUCUCAACAAACAGCGGCGUGAGAUUGAGACGCUUCAGCUGGUGGUGGAGGUAGAUGGUAACUUGGUGAACGAGAUGAAGCUUCUGCGCAAAGAGAGCAGGAACAUGAACUCCAGGGUGACCCAGCUCUACAUGCAGCUGCUGCAUGAGAUCAUCAGAAAGAGGGACAACUCCUUAGAGCUGGCCCAGCUGGAGAACCGCGUCCUGAACGUGACCUCGGAGAUGAUGCGACUGGCUUCGCGGUACAAGGAGCUGGAGGCCCGGUUUGCCACAAUGGCCGGGGUGGUCAACAACCAGUCCGUUCUCAUCGCCGCACUGGAGGAGCAGUGCAUGAGGACGCUGGGACGGAGCGAACUGCCCCAAGUGCCUCCGUUGGUGCAGGUUGUGCCGCAGAACAUACCCGUCGAUAACCGCUUUACCAACGAAAUCGUGAGGAACAAUCGGAACUUCCUCAGAGACUCGCGGAUGGACGCCCCCACCGCUAGCCCCUUUGGGAUGGAACCUCCACCACCCCAGGGCACGAUCACCUCCGACGGACCUUUUAAGGAUUGUUUCCAGGUGAGGAAGGCGGGUCACACCACAAACGGUAUGUACCUCCUCAAGAUCGACAACAGCGAUCACCUGAUCCAAGCCUGGUGUGAACAUAGCCUCGACAACGGGGGAUGGACGGUGUUACAAAAGAGGAAAGAUGGCUCUGUCAACUUCUUUCGGAACUGGGACAACUAUAAGAAAGGGUUUGGCAACAUAGACGGUGAACACUGGCUCGGGCUGGACAACAUCUACAACUUGGCGAAGCAGGGUGACUAUAAGCUGAUGGUGGAGCUGGAAGACUGGGCGGGGAAGAAGGUAUACGCCGAGUACAGCAGCUUUUACCUGGAGCCUGAAAAGGAGGGUUACAAGCUGAGGCUGGGGACCUACCAAGGAAAUGCUGGGGACUCCUUCAGCAGCAACAACGGCAAACAGUUCACCACACUUGACCGGGACAGGGACGAAUUCGGCGGCAACUGUGCACACUUCCAUAAGGGUGGCUGGUGGUACAACGCCUGCGGUCAAACCAACUUAAACGGCGUUUGGUACAGCGGAGGAGUUUACCGCAGCAAAUUUCAGGAUGGGGUGUUCUGGGCGGCCUAUGGAGGCGGUUUUUAUUCUCUAAAGUCUGUCCGUCUCAUGAUCCGGCCAAUUGACUGACUUUGAAAUGUGGUUAUCGCUUGCAGAUCUUCAUCUACACAUUAAUUAUUAAUAUAAAAGGUAGAAUCUUUCCAAAACAGUUAAAAAUGACUGCCCUGACUAUGACCUGGAUAACUGAGAAUCUUUACCAGCAAAAAGGUAGAAUCAGACAUUUCUAUCAUUAGAUAACAGAGUGGAGAAAAGGGAGUUGACAUCUGCCUGUUGCAAGACAGUAAAGAGACUUCUUAAAGUAUUGCCUUCCUAAAGAAAUUACUCUCCUAGGAGAUACUUGGUAAUAGGCUAUCAGUCUCCUCAAGGUCAUUCUGUUAAGCCGGGCGUACACUGUACGACUUUUUUGGCCUUUUCAGGCCGAUUCUCCUAACCUGACUCCGCCAGAUGGAUUUGCUCCGCAUAUCCAUCUGGAAACCUUCCGUU